AUGUCGAAAGGCAAAGUUUGUCUCGCCUACUCCGGCGGCCUCGAUACUUCAGUCAUCCUCGCUUGGCUAGUGGGACAGAAUUACGAAGUCAUCUGCUACAUUGCCGACGUCGGACAGGAGGAAUCCGAUUGGGCUUCGGUUGAGAAGAAAGCUCUGCAGAUAGGCGCGACAAAGUUGAUCGUCGAUGACUUGAAGCGGGAAUUCGUCGAAGAGUUGUGCUGGAAAGCUAUCCAAUGCAAUGCUGUGUAUGAGAGUCUCUACUUGCUAGGAACUAGCUUGGCUCGGCCAGUCAUUGCUCGAGGCCAGAUGAGGGCUGCUGCCCGAGAAGGGUGCCAAUUUGUGUCCCAUGGCUGCGUACGACCGACCACAUCACUCCUUGUAAGCGAGGUUAAUCGCUGGCAGACCGGGAAGGGCAAUGACCAAGUGCGGUUCGAGCUGACAUUCGCCACGAUCAAUCCCGAGAUACGAUGUAUUACUCCUUGGCGCCUGCCUGAAUUCUACAAGCGAUUUGAAGGUCGAAACGAUCUUCUUGACUAUGCCGCUAAGAAAGGGAUCCCCGUCUCGUCGACCAAGGCGAAGCCAUUCUCCAUGGAUGACAACUUUGCCCAUUGCUCCUACGAGGCGGGCGUUCUCGAGGACCCAGACGUAACGCCCCCAGAGGACAUGUGGACUAAAACAGUCUCCCCACUGAAAGCUCCCGAUAAGCCCCUUGAUAUCACGAUCUUCUUUGAAAAAGGGACGCCGGUGAAAGUUUUCACUCCGCAGCAGACUGCUACCGAUUCUGUUGAGCUCUUUGGGCUUCUCAAUCGAAUCGGCGGGGAAUAUGGAGUUGGCCGUAUUGACAUCGUUGAGAACCGAUUCAUCGGACUCAAGUCUCGUGGAUGCUAUGACUCCCCAGCUAUGACCAUCCUCCGUCUCGCGCACAUCUCCAUCGAGGGACUUGUCCUCGACGGCCGAGUCAUCUCUUUGCGAAACGCGAUGAGCCAGCAGUGGUCUGAGCUCAUCUAUCAGGGUGCUUACUUUAGCCCCGAGAGGGCAUUCUUGCAGCGUGAGCUUUUCAAGCACUGGGAAUUUCGAAAGACAGGUGAUCGUGAGCUCACACUCAUGACAGCGAGCCUUGACUACUCUCAGCAGAGGGUCAACGGUCAAGUCCGACUUCGACUGUACAAAGGCGGCGUGUAUGUACUCGGCCGCUCAUCGGAUGGGAAGCUGUACUCCGAGGAGGAUGCUUCGAUGGAUUCUCUUACUACGUUCGAUCCUCUGGAUACCACUGGGUUCAUUACUAUCCAGGCUAUUCGCUUGAAGAAGUACGGUAUGCAAAUGGCGGAGGCCGGUGCCAAGUUUUAA
This is a messenger RNA of Colletotrichum aenigma, 1347 nucleotides long. RefSeq names its product Argininosuccinate synthase (gene ARG1-1). Gene Ontology annotation, molecular function: ATP binding; argininosuccinate synthase activity. Gene Ontology annotation, cellular component: cytoplasm. The record is from RefSeq and is a predicted model, not a curated record. The transcript is spliced from 16 exons. Bases 1 to 1347 code for a protein of 448 amino acids. NCBI's taxonomy places the organism in Eukaryota, Fungi, Ascomycota, Sordariomycetes, Glomerellales, Glomerellaceae. Gene Ontology annotation, biological process: L-arginine biosynthetic process; urea cycle.